Salvia miltiorrhiza (redroot sage) is the source of this 1979-nucleotide messenger RNA. RefSeq names its product cytochrome P450 714C2-like. NCBI's taxonomy places the organism in Eukaryota, Viridiplantae, Streptophyta, Magnoliopsida, Lamiales, Lamiaceae. The transcript has 5 exons. Bases 257 to 1825 code for a protein of 522 amino acids. The record is from RefSeq and is a predicted model, not a curated record. Gene Ontology annotation, molecular function: heme binding; oxidoreductase activity, acting on paired donors, with incorporation or reduction of molecular oxygen; monooxygenase activity.
GAAAUGCGUUGUGUCGUCUAUAUUGGCAUCCAUGUAUCAUCUCCCAUUGUUAAUUGUGCUUUUUGACGGUACAAAUCACUUCCGAAUUAAAAUUAUCCGGCUGAAUUAUUAUUAAGCUAAAGAUGGCAUAUCAUCCAGAUAAACCAAUUUAUUUUCCCUAAUAAUUCUUGUCCGCGCGUUUAGAGCAACUGCUAUAAAUAAAUUACUAGAUCACAUGCUUCACUUCACAUAAGCUGAGAGAGAGAGAGAGAGAGAGAUGGAGAAUCAUGUUUUACUGCAAAUCAUUGGCUCUUUUGCUGCAGUUGCCAUUCUUGCUCUAUUUCUCAAGCUGUACAGCACCUUGGUGGCGACGCCGCGGCGGCUGCAGCGCAUGCUGAAACAGCAAGGCUUCGGAGGGCCCCCGCCGGCUCACUUCCUGCUGGGAAACAUCAUGGAAAUCAAGAAGCCGCCACAGACCUCCACGACGGCGGAGGCGGCGCCUGCAGAUCCUCACAACUUCGGACCUCAAUUAUACUCUGUUUUCCGCAAAUGGAGGCGACAAUACGGUGAUAUAUAUACGUUUUUAUUGGGAAACACACCGGUAGUAGUGGUGGAUAAUUAUGAUGUAGUGAGAGAGUUAACUACUAGCACAUCGAUGGAUUUGGGAAGACCUUUAUACCUUGCAAAAGAUUUUGAGGCUUUGCUAGGCAAAGGCAUUUCUGCAGCAAAUGGGAAAUUAUGGGCUUAUGAAAGGAAAGUUAUGGCUCCGGGAAUGUUCAUUCACAAAGUCAAGGGAAUGAAAAAUUCAGUUCAGCAAUCAGCACUGAUGUUGAUAGAUUUGUGGAAAGGCCUGAUUGAGGCUGAAGGUGGCAAAGCAGAUAUCAAAAUUGACGAUCACCUGAAAAAAUUCGCCGGCGACGCGAUUUCGAAGGUUUGUUUUGGAAGCAACUAUGCCGAAGGAGAGCAAAUUUUUCAAAAAAUCACUGGUCUUCAACUGGCCAUUGCUAAGAAGGGUUUCUUCUUAGGCAUUCCUGGCAUGAGCUAUAUUCCGACGAAGCACAACAGGAAAAUGUGGGAGCUGCGGAAAGACAUCAAAGGAUUGAUCUUGAAAUUACUCAAGGAUAAAAAUGAAGUAGACACAGAAAAAAAUAUGAUGAAAAUCAUUCUUGAAGGGGCUAAAGGAAGCAAUAUUCUAAGCCCAAAUGAAAUCGAGGAUUUCAUCGUGGACAAUUGCAAAACCAUUUUGUUAGCUGGUUAUGAGCCCACUUCGAUUGCAGCUUCUUGGUGCCUCAUGCUCUUAGCUUCCAAUCAAGAAUGGCAGCAGCGUGCGCGAGAAGAGGUCAUUCGAGUUUGCAAUGGACGAGUUCCGGAUAUGGAUUCCAUAGACCAGAUGAAGCAGCUGACAAUGGUGAUCAAUGAAUCAUUGAGGCUGUAUCCGGCGGGGCACAUAGUGUCAAGAUAUGCGCUAAACGACGUCGGAUUGAGCAAAAUUCGUAUUCCAAAGGGUGUUAUCGUGUGGAUAAUGGCAACAACACUGCAUACGGAUCCAGACAUAUGGGGCUCAGAUUCUUACGAAUUUAAACCGGAGAGGUUCGGCAAUGGCAUAGCCGGCGCAUGCAAACUCCCACAUUUGUUCAUGCCAUUUGGGUUCGGACCGAGGAUGUGCUUGGGGCACAACCUAGCCAUGGUUGAGCUCAAGAUUCUUCUUGCUCACGUGCUCUCCAACUUCUCCUUCUCUCUCUCCCCAAAUUAUGUUCAUGCUCCGGCUAUAAAUGUUCAUCUUGAACCCGGAAAAGGGGUGCACCUCGUGAUGGAGAGCUUGGAUCAUUCUUCAACGGAUCAUUAAGAUGGGAUAUAUAUAUGUAUGUGUGAAAUUUAGUUGUGACCUCUUCUAUUCCUUGUUAUAUCAGUAUUUCAUUUAUCACUUCUUCUGUCGUGUCAGUAAAAAUAAUGAAAUUAGAAGAUCUAUAAUUAAUCAAUCAAGCUUAAUUUAUUUCUUU